AUGAGUCAGAACGCAUUUGAUCAGAAAAAGGAGCACAUACUUGCUGAGAUCCAGAGUGCUUCUCUGGAUCUGUCUCCGAAGGGCACGAUUGAUGAGCUGUGCGUCCCAAUUAUGAAACUUAUUAACUCUCACAAGGAUAUGGUGACCACUUCUUCAUGUUCUGGCCGCUUGAGUGUGUUCGUAGAGGGCAAUAAACUACACAAUGACGGGCUAAAGUCUGGAGGCAAAGGAGAAGGCGGUAAAUGGUUGUUUGUCACGCAUGACCGUGAUCAGGUAAGAAAUUGGGACCACAGAAUUACAGAACCCGUAGUCUACAAUACUGACUUAGGAGGAGCUCCAUUGGACUCAUCGACCAGAUACAUUCUCUACAAAUAUGAACCUUUCAUUCUGCAUGUUAAGUGUAGAGAUUUUCAAAGUGCUUCCAAACUCUUCAACACAGCCAUGUCAUGCGGUUUUCGAGAAAGUGGAAUUGGCAGCAACAAUAUUGUUGCGCUCAGAGUGAACAUUAAACUAGAUGUUCCAAUCGGCUUUAUGGAUGACUCCACAGGACAACUGGUUUUCUUCGUUACCCAAAACUACAUCAAUAUUAUCAAUGAAAUGACGCUAACCAAGUACACAGAAAAUUCCAAGAAGAUGCAAGAGCUCUACGAGAAAAUUGAACUACAAAUCGUAACGUCAAAGGAGCCUGCAAGCGACAAACAAGUAGAGACUAAAGAGGAACGCAGAGUGCGAAAAAGAAAAGAGGGAUUGCUUAGAAAAGAAGCAGGAUCACAACAAAAAGCUACCUAA
Lachancea nothofagi CBS 11611 is the source of this 789-nucleotide messenger RNA. Lineage: Eukaryota; Fungi; Ascomycota; Saccharomycetes; Saccharomycetales; Saccharomycetaceae. The record is from the annotation of a GenBank genome assembly.